AAGAUGGAAAUUAAAUCGUUCAAGAAAUUAAAGGAGGAAGUGAGCAAGAGAAAGGAUAUUCCUGAGGAAAAGGAAUCAUUGAUGGAAAAAAUAAGGAAAUUUAAACAGGAAAAAGAAUCUCUCAAGAAAUUAUUAAAGGAAGUGAGCAAGAGAAAGAAUUCAAAAAACUGUAAACCAGACCAAGUCCAAGAAAGGGAGGAAACAUCUGAGAUAGUUGAUAAAGGAACGGACAGUACAAAGGAUGCACUCCAGAUAGAAGUGGAAAGACUCCAGAAAGAAAACAAUGAACUCAAAGUAGAACUGGAGUGGAGAAGGGCUCGCACCUAUGCAGAUAACAUCACCCUUAAUUCAGCCACAGCUCACCCCAAUCUCUCCAUUUCUGAGGAUAAGAAGAAAUUUAUUCAUGAACCCCAACCUCAGAAAGUUCCAUCAACUCCAGAGAGGUUCGAUUCAACUGUCUGUGUGUUGGGCUCUGAAGGAUUCUCCACUGGAAAGCACUACUGGGAGGUGGAUGUCAGGAGCAGCACUGACUGGGACCUGGGAGUGGCCAGAACACCCAUACAGAGAAAAGGAAAACUUUCCCUGUCCCCUAAAGAGGGAUUCUGGGCUCUGGGUUGGAGUGGGAGAGAUUAUUGGGCAAAAACUGAUCCAUGGACCCGGGUCGAGGUGCAAAAAAAGCCCAAGAAAAUUGGAGUUUACCUUAGUUACCAAGAGGGGCAGGUGACCUUUUUCAAUGUAACUGACAUGUCUGUGUUCUUCACAUUUAAUGAUUGUUCAUUCUCAGAAGAGGUUUAUCCAUUCUUUAAAAAUUCCCACAAAGAAACAUCAAUGAGAAUUUGUUCUUUAAGAGAAGAUGAAUGAGCUUAAAGUUGCACUGCCACUCACGAAUCCCACUGUAUCUUUGAAAUCAAAUUUCCCAUCAAUGAAUUUGAAUUAAAUUUUUUCCUCUAUAUUAAUUCUGUGGUGCCAUCUCUAGAACAGCACUGUUAUUCAUUUUAUGGCUGUGAACCUAUGACAUCAAGUUUCUCUCCAAUAAAAUUUUAACUGUAGUUUUUACUCUGUACUUUGUGAGCUGCCAUCUUAAUUACUUGCUUUUAACAACAAAUGAUUUUUUUUGUCACUUCUGACAAAUACUGUUAUUUGACUAGGCUGUUCAGGAAAGGAUAUUUGUGUUGCAGAUUUUCAGUAGAAAUCAGUUCCCAUAGUUAGGUCUUCAAGUUUUUCAAGAGCUCAGCUGCCAUUUGCCUAGCAUGAAAAUCCUUAAAAAAUCUGACAAAAACUG
Messenger RNA from Mauremys reevesii (Reeves's turtle), 1282 nucleotides. RefSeq names its product butyrophilin subfamily 1 member A1-like. The coding region runs from base 4 to 861 and encodes 285 amino acids. Gene Ontology annotation, molecular function: protein binding. The record is from RefSeq and is a predicted model, not a curated record. NCBI's taxonomy places the organism in Eukaryota, Metazoa, Chordata, Testudines, Geoemydidae. The transcript is spliced from 17 exons.